UUUUUUUUUUUAUUUGUAAUUUGGUCAUGCCUCCACGUCCGCUAUGUCUGUAGAGUUCAAGUCCACUUGCUUACAAGUUGAAAAACAAAGCGUAUAAAAUAACUGAAUUUUUGGAUACAUGGUUUGGAUGGGAAGUGGGUUUUCUUUCCACCAUAUUCAUAAUACUUGAUCCGGCCGCCACAGGUUAAUAUGAUCAUUUGCAGAUUUAAAGCUUUGCCUGAAUUGAGUUUUAGUUUUAAGUCCGAUUCUUUCUUCUUUUUUUCAAUCUAAAUCGACAUUAUUUUAAAACAAGAAUAAUGCUGUUUUCAUUAAAAAAAAAAAAUAGUUAAUUUACCUAUGGAUCCGCACAAGCUAACCUCACCAAUUCUCAACUCUCAACCCAUGUUGAGUCUUGCAACUAUGCUCUCUAUGUAAUGAUUAAGGAUUCCAGUAUGAGAACAUCUAAGAGGUGAUUAGAGAAAAAUUAGUUUUGAUACGUGAAAGAUGGUUGGAAAAUAUUAUUAGAUCAUUAAAAAAACAUGAAAAAGAAAUAGAGAGAGAGUAACUGAGUAUCUAAGCUGUGUUUCUUUUCUUUUACUGUUAGUUUUCUGUCAGGCUUUUAAUGGAAGCUAACCACAUUGAACACCCACUUUUCCAUUUCACCAAUUAAAGUCUCUCUUCUCCUCUUCCUGCAAAAUAUUUCCUUUCAUCUCUUGCAGCUUGGAGUUCAACCUUCAUUUCUCGAAAGACUUGCUUUCAGUUCAGAAAUGGAAAAUUCAGGGAAUAUUUUGCGAUGCAGAAUCCUCUUUUCUUUGCCUUUCCUGAAUGCAUAGUAUGUCAUAUGAUUAGCACUUGCAAUCAUGGAGUUCAAGAAAGAGAAGCUUGUGAGGUUUAAUGAUGGUCAAAACCUGGACAAGACAUUGCCUGUUCACAAGACAUCAGCUCCAUUCUUCAAAACUGAAGGUGGUAUUAUUAAUGACAGAAACACAAGUGACAAGGUUCCUAAGUUUGGAAGGUUUAAGGUAUUUCCGGAGAAUAACAAUGAACCAUAUUGGAGAGAAAAGAUUCUUGAUCCAGGAAGUGAUGUUAUCUUGAAAUGGAACAGGGUUUUCCUCUUCUCAUGCUUAACAGCACUCUUUGUUGAUCCGUUGUUUUUUUACCUUCCAUCAGUAAUCAGCAAUGGACAGUCAACUUGUAUGGAUACUGAUUAGAAUUUAGGAAUUACUGUGACAUGUUUUAGAACAUUUGCUGAUGUAUUUUACAUAGUUCAUAUUGUAAUAAAGUUUAGGACAGCUUAUGUCUCACCUAGUUCAAGAAUUUUUGGGAGAGGUGAACUUGUUAUGGAUCCUGAGUUGAUUGCAAGGAGAUAUUUGAGAUCAGAUUUCUUCAUAGAUCUUAUUGCAGCAUUACCUCUUCCUCAGAUUGUGAUAUGGUUUAUAAUACCAGCAAUUAGAAGCUCUCAUGCUGAUCAUACCAACAAUGCCAUAGUACUGAUUGUUCUGCUCCAGUAUAUUCCCAGAUUAUAUCUGAUUUUUCCAUUGAGUUCUGAGAUCAUUAAAGCUACUGGAGUAGUCACAAAGACUGCCUGGGCUGGGGCUGCAUAUAAUCUCCUGCUAUACAUGUUGGCUAGUCAUGUCUUGGGGGCAUCCUGGUAUUUGUUGUCGAUUGAGCGCCAUGCAACAUGCUGGAAAUCUGCUUGCAAACAUGAAUUGAACCCUAUACCAUGCAAGCCUCGUUACUUGGAUUGUAGUACUUUGAACUUUGCUGAUCGCAAGUCAUGGGAAAACACUACUGUUUUAUUUUCAAGAUGUAAUCCAUCCAACAAAACCUUUUUCGAUUACGGCAUCUUCGCAAAUGCAUUGAAGCAGAAUGUACUUUCCUCUGAUUUUCUUGAAAAGUAUUUCUACUGUCUUUGGUGGGGCUUGCAGAACUUGAGUUCCUAUGGCCAGAGUUUGUCAACAAGCACAUUUAUUGGUGAAACUGCAUUUGCCAUACUCAUUGCCAUCUUGGGCCUGGUUUUGUUUGCUCAUUUGAUCGGAAAUAUGCAGACAUACUUGCAAUCUAUCACUGUGAGGCUUGAGGAGUGGAGGCUCAAGCGACGAGACACAGAGGAGUGGAUGAGACAUCGUCAACUCCCUCAAAGUCUACGAGAACGUGUCAGACGGUUUGUUCAAUACAAGUGGCUUGCAACUAGAGGGGUUGAUGGAGAAUCAAUCUUGCGUGCAUUACCUACAGAUCUUCGUCGAGACAUCCAGCGCCACCUAUGCCUGGACCUUGUUAGACGAGUUCCUUUUUUCUCACAGAUGGAUGGUCAGCUACUUGAUGCAAUAUGUGAGCGCUUAGUGUCCUCCUUGAGUACUCAAGGAACCUAUAUAGUUCGAGAAGGUGAUCCAGUCACAGAGAUGCUUUUCAUUAUCAGGGGAAAGCUAGAGAGCUCAACUACAAAUGGAGGACGAACUGGUUUCUUCAAUUCAAUUAUUUUGAGACCUGGCGACUUUUGCGGUGAGGAGCUGCUUGCCUGGGCAUUGCUCCCAAAAUCUACUCUCAACUUACCAUCUUCCACAAGGACAGUGAGAGCUCUAGAAGAAGUGGAAGCAUUUGCAUUGCAAGCAGAAGACCUCAAGUUCGUUGCAAACCAAUUUAGACGUCUCCAUAGCAAGAAGCUACAACAUACCUUCCGUUUCUACUCUUACCAUUGGAGAACAUGGGCUACCUGUUUCAUUCAGGCUGCUUGGCGUCGGCACAAGAAGAGAAUGAUGGCAAAGAGCUUGAGCAUGUCAGAAUCCUUCUCACUUUCUGUUGAUGGGCAAACAGCUGAUGACGAAACAACACAAGAGGAGGCUGAACCAAGUUUUGCAUCUUCAACUUCUUCUCAAGCAAAACAGCACCUUGGUGUCACAAUACUGGCUUCAAGAUUUGCUGCAAACACAAGAAGAGGAGCUCAGAAAGUCAAGAAAGUUGACAUGCCCAAGUUGCAAAAACCCGAAGAGCCAGAUUUUUCAACAGAACCAGACGAUGACUAGUUCGACCCCAGUUCUCAUCCAGCAGCCAAAACUAUCCAUGGGUAAAAGCUCUUACGGAAGCCAAAAGAUUAAUCCCGAAGAGAUAUUAAUUUAAAUGAUGCACAUCAUAAGUUCUUAAGCACUCAGGGAUGACUGCAUUGAUUUUUAUGUAGCUGGAAGCCAAGUGAAUGUAAAAGGUGCAGGUUGCAUGUCAUUUCUAUGAUAUCCAUUAGUCUAUAGGUAUACAUGUAGCAGGUCUUGAUUAACGUAGAGUUUUGUUAUUGCCACUUAGGUAAAGAUUAACACAUUAUUGCCUUGGAUUUUCUUGCUGAAAUGGACUUGAGCUCCACCAUAAAUAUUUAUCAGGAUAAUCUUAUUUCAA
This is a messenger RNA of Populus euphratica (Euphrates poplar), 3363 nucleotides long. RefSeq names its product cyclic nucleotide-gated channel 14 (gene CNGC14). Gene Ontology annotation, cellular component: membrane. Gene Ontology annotation, molecular function: voltage-gated potassium channel activity. NCBI's taxonomy places the organism in Eukaryota, Viridiplantae, Streptophyta, Magnoliopsida, Malpighiales, Salicaceae. The record is from RefSeq and is a predicted model, not a curated record. The transcript is spliced from 7 exons. Gene Ontology annotation, biological process: potassium ion transport; transmembrane transport.